This is a messenger RNA of Geodia barretti, 351 nucleotides long. The record is from the annotation of a GenBank genome assembly. NCBI's taxonomy places the organism in Eukaryota, Metazoa, Porifera, Demospongiae, Tetractinellida, Geodiidae.
AUGGGAACAUUCAGACUUUACUCUGGCGAUGACGGCCAGUCCCACAUUGAGACCAUUGACUUGGACCAGACGCCUGAUUGGAAGAGCGCCCAGGCGACCACCACCAUCAGCUUCAGUGAAGCCCCGGCCGGUCGCUACUCCGACUGGCACACGGCGCCACGCCGCCAGUUUGUCGUCAUCCUGUCCGGGCAACUGGAGAUCGGCCUGGGCGACGGCUCCAAGCACGUCUUCGGCCCCGGCGACGCCCGCCUGGUGGAGGAUACCACCGGCAAGGCCACACAACUGCUACACACGGCGACCAGGCCUGCGUCACCUGCACCAUCCCCUUGGCCAACCAGUAACCAACGCUGA